GUCAUUCCGUGCACUAGAAUUACCACACACAUUUAACAAACGCAUCCACCACAAUAAUCAGACCCGGUAUAUAUGUAUAUCAAUGCGCUCUUCACUCAAUAAUUUGCAUUUUAACUUAGACAUCACAUGAGCACUACUACUUUUCAUCCGCGACCAUAACUAUUCGCAUUUAGACCACAUCAAGCAAAUCAUCGUGAUUACGAGCUUAACCAAAGCCAUCUAACAAGUCGGCUAACCUAUUAUUAUUGCGAUCCGAGACACAACAUAUAUAUAACAAUCACUUAACGCAAUUGACUCCUAUUUAACAGGAGUUGGCUAACACAGUAUAAAACUUAGCAAACCAUUUUAGACAUUGCGACUCAAAACAUGAGUGGGAGCAGAUUAAUUAGCUUUUCUUAACCAUCCUCAACUUAAAUUGGAUAACACACAAGUCACAUAAAACAGCAUAUUUUAGGAGAUCUAACAUGUCGAGCAUCAAUUCUACAACAUUUCUAUAAACAUACAUAUUCACACGUAUAUUCGCACAUCGACCAAUUCAUACGAAUCGUAAACCACUAAUCUCCAACUCACAACCAUUAUGUACUUACUUCCCAAUUCGUGAACACAUACAUGUUUAUCAUAUGAACAGAGCAAUUCAAUAAUUAUCCUAAAACAAACUAACUCCAUUACACAACUUGAAUUACGAGCUUACUUGACCACUCGAUGUGUCUACUCGAAAUCGUGAGCACAACCAUACACUAAAUGCGAAGCAUAAUUUAACGAACACAUAAUGCGCAUUGACUCAACUUAUAAUCAUAGAGGAAGUGAUGACUAAUUAUGACAUGUCAUCACCUCACCACACAAGCCAAAGCAAUCCCUAGCCACAUCGACCGAACUUCUAGUCGAGUAAAACCUACACCUCCUUGUCACGAAUACAACCAUAUUGCGGCAUGUAUUCGGAACACUGCCAUCCACCUAACGCAACACUUGAUGUAACAUACUCCAGCACACAUGUUCAAUGGCACACUCUUCGUGCAUACUUACGCCAGCAAAUUUAUAUAUAUAUACAAUACAAAAUAAUGUAGACUACUUAUUGGUCGCUGCUUGGAACACUAAGCAUACCCUACGCAUUAAAAGUUGUGACAAUCAACACACUAUUAUAUAACAAGGCGUUUAACCACGAUUUAAUAUUACCACGACGCAUUUGUGCAACACAUAAAGAAUCAUUGUAAUUACCAAAAUAUAUUUUAUCCGUUAAUCGAACACUACCCGAAACAACAAAUCGGCUUACCAUAAACAAACCCGGUCGGUGCCGCUGCACACAUGGCGUGGAGAUGAACGCGCCAACGUGUACCGGAGAGCGGAGCAAAGCCGGAGGAGCAUGACGGGCACCACGAUGCAACAAGGUGGAGCACGCGCCAUGGAGGAGCUACUGCGGCUGCUGUUUUGUGUGGCAACAACAGGAUGGCGUCGACGGGCAGGAAUGGAGCAGGGCACCAAAAAGCGACGACACUACACAUUGGGGAUGUUGCUGCUGGGCAUUUUGUCGAACAGCACGCAAGUGCUACAAGGGUAAGACAUAGGGGCAGUGUGCUGCUGCAGCUAGUGCAGCACAGCGAGGCAUGGGACAGCGAUGGGCACGGUAGGGACGAGCUGGGAGACGGCAUCGACGUGCUGGAGUUGCAUGGGCGGCGGGGCUGCAUGAGAAAAUGACGAGCACAGCAAGAUCGAUGAUGCUCUCCACGACUCGCUGCCCUACUUAGCAUUUCGUCGAACACCCCAUUUACAUGGCAACAACAGUCCGAAAUGGGGAUCGAUGGUGAGCUGCCGGGGAGGGCGUGCUACGGAGGAGAGGCGAAGAAGCGACACGACGACGGAGGAACUUCAAGGCGAUGGACAACAACAACUAUGGACAAGGAGCAGUGAGGCUCGCGGCUAGCGUCACUUCCAGUGAGGAUUCCGGCCAUGGAUUUGGAGCCUGGGCAGAGGCGUGCAGCGACUUGGGAGUCCCGACGGCGAGCUCGAGAGAACACUUGGGCAUGGCGGAGGCUUGCUAUUUUGGUGGGGAAGAGAGGAGGAGCAGGGGCCUAGUGCCAUGGCAAAAAGAGGGGCUCGACCCAAUGCUCAAAGCCGACCAGGGAAGGGCGUCGGUCAAGCCUUGCCGCACACCUGCGCGGUGCUGGGCGCCUCCAGCGCCCAUGGGGAGUUCAUGCAGGGCAAGGACGCCAGGGAAGCUCGGAUUUGAGGGGAACAUGGGGAGAGCGGCCCUGGCGCGGCUGAGCGCGCGUCCUGCUAGAGGCGUCGGCUGGCAUGGAGGAAUGGAGCUCGGGCGCCGAGCGCCCACCAUGGCAGGGACGUCGAACUCGGCUCUGUGGAGAGGAGCAGGGCCGGCAUGAAGUGGGAGGAAGGAGAUGUCCAGCGCAUAAACCAGGGGAGGACAUCGGCCUACCCUGCUGCUAUGGUGGCGUCCAUGGUGAGAUGGAGAAGGGGGGCUGGAUGAGCAGGAGCUUGGAGCUCGCAUCCAUGGCAGAGGGAAGAAGCAGGGAGGAGGAAGAACUAUGCUGGCUGCUGCUGCAGUGCUGCCGUGAGGGAAAAGGAGACAGGGAGAGGGAAGGUCGCGGCUAGGGGGAAUCGAAA
Messenger RNA from Zea mays, 2616 nucleotides. RefSeq lists its product as uncharacterized. The transcript has a single exon. Lineage: Eukaryota; Viridiplantae; Streptophyta; Magnoliopsida; Poales; Poaceae. The record is from RefSeq and is a predicted model, not a curated record. Bases 1872 to 2375 code for a protein of 167 amino acids.